GGACGUCUCACAGAGUACCAGGUCAUUGGGCGCCAUCUGCCCUCUGAUGCCAACCCGACCCCAAAGCUCUACCGCAUGCGUAUCUUUGCGCCGAACGAUGUUGUCGCCAAGUCCCGUUUCUGGUACUUCCUCGCCAAGCUCCGCAAGAUCAAGAAGGCCAACGGUGAGAUCGUCAGCCUGAACAAGAUCCACGAGAAGCACCCUCUCAAGGUGAAGAACUUCGGUAUCUGGAUCCGCUACGACUCGCGCUCCGGCACCCACAACAUGUACAAGGAGUACCGCGAGAUGUCCCGCACCGACGCCGUCGAGUCGCUCUACCAGGACAUGGCCGCCCGUCACCGCUCUCGUUUCAGGAACAUCCACAUCCUCAAGGUCAUCGAGGUUGAGAAGACCGACGACAUCCGCCGCCCAUACAUCAAGCAACUCCUCACCAAGGACCUCAAGUUUCCGCUUCCUCACCGCGCACCACCCAAGCACGGCAAGCAGAUCUUCGCCGCUACCCGUCCCAACACCUUCUACUAA
Zymoseptoria tritici IPO323 is the source of this 522-nucleotide messenger RNA. Its product is annotated as 60S ribosomal protein L20. Gene Ontology annotation, biological process: translation. The transcript is spliced from 3 exons. The record is from RefSeq and is a predicted model, not a curated record. The annotation marks the transcript as partial. Gene Ontology annotation, molecular function: structural constituent of ribosome. Gene Ontology annotation, cellular component: ribosome; cytosolic large ribosomal subunit. NCBI's taxonomy places the organism in Eukaryota, Fungi, Ascomycota, Dothideomycetes, Mycosphaerellales, Mycosphaerellaceae.